AUGGCUGAGGUGACCACUGCCCCCACUGAGACGCACACUCUCCUCAACGAGUACGGGGAUUACCACAACUGGUCCGAGCUGCUCCACCUCCUGAACUACACCCACACCUUCUGCGAGUUCAGCCUGGAUGAGAAUGUCAAGCGGGUGAUCCUCUUCAUCCUUUACCUGGUCAUCUUCGUGGUGGGCUUGGUGGAGAACCUCCUUGUCAUCUGGGUCAACUGGCAGACACGGGGCAACAACAGCUUGGUCAACAUCUACAUCAUCAACAUGGCUAUCGCUGACCUCGGAGUGCUGCUCUCACUGCCCAUCUGGAUGCUGGAGGUGAUGCUGGAUUACACGUGGCUCUGGGGCAGCUUCCUCUGCCGCUUCACGCACUACUUCUACUUCGCCAACAUGUACGCCAGCAUCUUGCUCCUCACCUGCCUGAGUGUGGAUCGCUACGUGUCCCUGACCAGCUCCUCCCUCUUCUGGCGCAAGCACCAGCGCCGCGCACGCCGCAUCAUCUGCGCCUGCAGCUGGGCCUUGGCAGCGGUCAUCCCGUUCCUGGAGGUCGCUCACAUGCAGCUGGUCAAUACCGGAGAGCCCAUCUGCAUCUUCAUGGCUCCCUUUGAGACCUACGACGCGUGGGCGCUGGCGGUCAGCUUGGCCACCACCACCCUUGGGUUCCUCAUCCCCUUCCCCAUCAUCACCAUUUUCAACAUCCUGACAGCCAGGUUCAUCAAGCGCACCAAACCAGAGAGCAGGAAGCACUGUCUGCUCAUCUACGCCUACGUCGUCGUGUUCCUCAUCAGCUGGCUGGCCUUUCCCCUCCUGCUUGAGGGCAGCCACAUCAUCCUCCACUGCACCUUCGCCCACUUCCUCUACUUCUUCUACGACAUCAUAGACUGCUUCACCCUGCUCCACUGCGUCAUCAACCCAAUCCUCUACAACUUCCUGAGCAAAAACUUCCGCAGCAAGCUCAUCUCCGCCGUGGUGAAGUACAUCCCCAAAGACCAGGGCAGCCAGAAGGGCGCAGACAAUUCCUCCUCCACCACGCAGCACUCCAUCGUCAUCACCAAGGACAACAACCUCCCCAAUUAA
Molecule: messenger RNA, 1080 nt
Organism: Tauraco erythrolophus (red-crested turaco)
Lineage: Eukaryota; Metazoa; Chordata; Aves; Musophagiformes; Musophagidae
Source: RefSeq, a predicted model, not a curated record